Aspergillus melleus is the source of this 2241-nucleotide messenger RNA. RefSeq names its product Mycolipanoate synthase. Gene Ontology annotation, biological process: fatty acid biosynthetic process; secondary metabolite biosynthetic process. Bases 1 to 2241 code for a protein of 746 amino acids. The transcript has 3 exons. Gene Ontology annotation, molecular function: fatty acid synthase activity. Lineage: Eukaryota; Fungi; Ascomycota; Eurotiomycetes; Eurotiales; Aspergillaceae. The record is from RefSeq and is a predicted model, not a curated record.
AUGUCUUCCCAGCGACGUACUGUUUGCCACGAAAAGUCGGAUGAUUUCGGUCUCUUUCACGAUGACCCUAUUGUCAUUGUAGGUUUUGGGAUGCGCCUGCCAGGCGGAGUUAACUCUGCCAGCUCAUUCUGGGAGAUGCUAGUGAACAAGAACGACAGCCACGGUGAUGUCCCCGCCAGUCGAUUCAACGCCAGUUCCUUUGUAGAUCCUUCCAAGGGCCCAACAACGGGAUACUUUUUGCAGGAGGAUCCGGCUUAUUUCGAUGCUUCAUUCUUCUCCAUCCCGGCAGUGGAAGCCAUGGAAAUGGAUCCCCAACAACGUUUGCUGAUGGAAAUUGUCUGGGAAUGCCUCGAGAAUGCGGGCGAGACUAGGUGGCAGGGGAAAUCAAUAAGAUCUAGAAGAUCCUCCCAGAUGGACACUCAAAGGGAUAAUCAUGAGUCCCGGAUUCAUGAACCAGAAUUCACUCAGCCACUUUGCACUGCUCUUCAGGUUGCUCUGGUAGACAUGUUAGCGACCUGGCAUAUCUGGCCAGGGUCCGUCAUUGGGCAUUCCAGCGGAGAAAUCGCUGCUGCGUACGCAGCUGGCGCCAUUACUUCUCGAUCAGCGAUUAUCAUUGCAUAUUAUCGUGGCAAACUCGCCAGUUCCCUGCAUGGAAAUGGCGCCAUGAUAGCUGUUGGCCUUGGUCGCCAGGAUAUCACGCCUUAUCUUAAGGAGGGGCUUGUACUGGCCUGUGAGAACAGUCCUGCCAGUGUUACACUUUCGGGUGACAUAGAAGCCAUAAAUCAAGCUGUGGACACAAUUAGGGCUGCAAGUCCGGACAUAUUUUGCAAGAAACUUCGCCACAACGUGGCGUAUCAUUCCCACCACAUGGAUGCGGUGGGGUCUUCGUACGAAAGUGCAAUUGCUCCAUACAUCUGCCACAGCUCGCAUCCCAUGCUGCCCAUGGUUUCGAGUGUAACGUGCGGCCGUAUCUCAGACCCUCAUAAACUCGAUGCUUCCUACUGGCGGCGAAAUCUUGAGAGUCCGGUCCAAUUUUCUCAGGCGGUGCACAACCUAUUGCAAGACGAUGCGUUGAAGACCAACAAUCGAGUGUUCAUUGAGGUCGGGCCGCACGCUGCUUUGGGAGCACCGCUGCGCCAGAUCUUUCAACAUUUACAUGGCACUGCCGAAUCCCCGGUCUACAUGCCUACUCUUAUUCAGAAUGACGACAAUCCCCGCGCCCAGUUACUUGGCACCGCAGGCCACGCGUUUGUAGCGGGUGUACCUGUCAACUUUGCGGCAGUUGUAGAUGGACAAACCCCAUUGAACAACUUACCCGUGUACCCCUGGAAGCAUGACAUUCGAUAUUGGAGCGAGAGUCGCCUGAGUAGCGAGUGGAGGCUCCGCGCGCUGCCCCAUCAUGAGCUUCUGGGCUCACGCAUUGUUGAGGCAACGGACUUACACCCGUCAUGGAGAAAUGUUCUGCAGGUCGAAAAGGUGCCCUGGCUCGAGCAGCAUAUCUUGCAAGAGCAAAUCACUUUUCCUGGCGCUGGGUAUAUUGCCAUGGCUGGGGAGGCAGUGCAACAAAUCCAUCCAGAGGCACGGCUUACAGGUUAUUCCAUACGAAACAUACAUUUUAAGGCGCCUUUGCUCAUCGAUCCUGUUGUCCCCACGGAGAUCAUCACGACCCUCUAUCCGAUAGAGUAUGCUGAUGACGCCCCUUCGGGGUGGUACUCCUUCAUUGUCUCAGCCUAUAAUGACACUUCGUGGAUCAAAUAUUGCCAGGGUCAGGUGCGAUCAGGGCGUGAUGACCACCACUUGAUCAUGGCUAUGCACAUCCGAUCUUAUGUACGCUCAGUUUCGUGCGAGAGGUGGUACAAAACUGCUAGGCGCCUUGGGCUUGAGUACGGCCGCAGAUUCUGCGGCUUGCGUGAUAUUUCCACGGAUCCCAUCGGCUCGGCCGCAGCGACAGGCACCGCAACCGACCCGUCAGAGGUGCACGACAGUCGAUAUACCCAGCAUCCCGUGAUCAUCGACCAGUGUCUACAGCUCAUGGGAAUUGCUGCAUCGAGGGGUAUCAUGCAUCGUUUAACCAAGCUGUACAUUCCGGUGAUGAUUGAAAGCCUCUACGUGGGCAGCGGAGCGCCAGAGGUGGUCGUGGAUGCGUUGACAAUGGAAGGGAUACGCGAUGGUCUAUCGGGAAACGCAAUCGGUAUGGUCGAUGGAAAGCCGGCCCUUGUCAUUGAGAAGGCCUUGCUAUAG